This is a messenger RNA of Bactrocera dorsalis (oriental fruit fly), 599 nucleotides long. It is a transcript of the gene Tim10, whose product is annotated as mitochondrial import inner membrane translocase subunit Tim10. Gene Ontology annotation, cellular component: mitochondrial inner membrane. The record is from RefSeq and is a predicted model, not a curated record. The coding region runs from base 2 to 280 and encodes 92 amino acids. Lineage: Eukaryota; Metazoa; Arthropoda; Insecta; Diptera; Tephritidae. Gene Ontology annotation, biological process: protein insertion into mitochondrial inner membrane. The transcript has 2 exons.
AAUGGCCAUGCCACAAAUAAGUCAAGCCGACCAGGCUAAAUUGCAGUUAAUGCAAGAAAUGGAGAUUGAAAUGAUGUCCGACUUAUAUAAUCGUAUGACAAAUGCCUGCCACAAGAAAUGCAUACCACCACGUUAUGGCGAAGCUGAAUUAGGUAAGGGUGAAAUGGUCUGCAUUGACCGCUGUGUGGCCAAAUAUUUGGAUAUACAUGAAAAAAUUGGCAAAAAACUAACAGCUAUGUCCAUACAAGAUGAGGAGCUAAUGAAAAAGAUGUCUGGUUAAGCUACUUAAAAAGCCAACAACAACUCAGGCCGCAAAACCAAUUUAAAAAUAAACAAACCAAUAAUUUUUACUAAAGUAGUUUUAAGUUUGCUGUCUUUAAACGCCAGUUCUGCGCUGUUUCCAACUUCCUUUUGUUGACACCUUCCUCAGUAUGGCUGUCGAUGGUGCGACACUUGACAGCACACCAUUGCAACAUUUUGCUGUGCAAAAAUAAAAUAUUUGAAUGUAAAUGUAUGUGAUUGCAUUUCAUAUGAGUAAUCCUACUCUACUUAUAGUUCAAUAAAAAAAACAUUUUGUUUUAAAAUAAAAUUAAAACGUU